CUACCUUCUACAACUACUCCACCACAAGGUUGUUUUUCGACGAACUUCCAGUAGAUCUUUACAUAUUCCCAAACUUUCUUUCCAUCGCUCCAUUUGCACGCGUAAAGAUUGCAAUGAAUAAGUUUCGCUUUGGCGACUCGGACGAGUCUACCUCCGACCUCGACGACGAUACCUCCGGACUCCCUUUUCCAGAGCCCCUGUCCCGUUCCUCCUUCCUCGCCCCCGACUUUGACCCCGCAAAGUACCUGUCCUCCCUGACAAACCGCCAUCAGAGCCUUGAAGACCUACGGCAGGAAUUGCGCGACUUGGACCAACUGCUUAGUCGGGAGUUACUGGACCUGGUGAAUGAGAAUUACCAGGAUUUUUUGUCGCUUGGGAUUGCACUGCGGGGAGGGGAAGAGAAGGUAGAGCAAGUUCGAGUUGGACUGUUGACGUUCCAACGGGAUGUCCAGUCCAUCCGCGAUAAGGUUGACGCCCGGUAUCGAGAGGUAGAGCAACUAGUGGAAGAGAAGAAGCGCCUACGGAAGAAUGCAAAUGUUGGGAGAGCGUUGUUGGAUUACGCCGAUCGGGUUGACGAACUAGAAAGGAAACUGAUGAUUGGAGACACCACACCUGUGCGCCAAGGCGACGCUGCUAAGGAUCUCGAUACGGAUUCCGAUCUACUGGACAGUGAAAGCGAGGAGAGUGAAGAUGAAGCGAUCCCGAACGGCGCAUCAGCCACGCCCCUGGUAUCACUGAAGAGGCUCGAGCAUCACAUUCAAAAAUAUGUAUACUUGACAAGAUUGUCGUCGCGGAUAGGUGACGAUCAUCCAUUCCUGGUCAGUCAACAGCCACGACUGUUGAAAAUUAGAUCUGCAGUACUCUUGGACCUUAAAACUGCGCUCGAACAAGCGAAGAUCGCGGGCGAGAAACGGGAUACAAAAACGCUGGCCGUAUUGCGUCUCUACAAACUCAUGGGGGAGGACACCAGUGCAGUAUCUGCACUGAAGAAUCUGAAAAUAUAGAACCUGUCCGGUACAUGAACCAGGCUUUUGCAUAGCGUUGGCGUUUGGGGUGUUGGGUUCUCCAGGAAUAUAUGAAACAAUACCAUUAUACACCGUGUCCUUCCUAAUAUAACAUAAUUUGUACACCCAAAAACGCACGGA
Messenger RNA from Aspergillus pseudotamarii, 1145 nucleotides. RefSeq names its product COG2 family protein. The coding region runs from base 114 to 1004 and encodes 296 amino acids. Gene Ontology annotation, cellular component: COG complex; membrane. The record is from RefSeq and is a predicted model, not a curated record. The transcript has 2 exons. Lineage: Eukaryota; Fungi; Ascomycota; Eurotiomycetes; Eurotiales; Aspergillaceae. Gene Ontology annotation, biological process: intra-Golgi vesicle-mediated transport; protein transport; Golgi organization.